Messenger RNA from Uranotaenia lowii, 2981 nucleotides. RefSeq names its product transmembrane protein 62-like. Lineage: Eukaryota; Metazoa; Arthropoda; Insecta; Diptera; Culicidae. Gene Ontology annotation, molecular function: hydrolase activity. The transcript has 4 exons. The record is from RefSeq and is a predicted model, not a curated record. Bases 445 to 2463 code for a protein of 672 amino acids.
AUUGCCAUCCAACGCUUUGACAGACAAAAUUGUUACGCCCGCCCGCCGCGAUAAUUGCGUUUUUCUUUGUCCAAUUCUUUAUCAUUAAUAUCAAUUGAUAAGGAAUUUUUCACCGGUAAAAAGUUCUUUCUAAUGUUUGUGAAAAGACGUCUUUGUGCGCGAAAAGCAUUGCUAUCCGCUAACAUUUUCGGCGACUUUAUUACCCGCUAAACAAACGCUAUAUUCAUUAUGUAAGUGUAGCGUAUUUCGGUUCAAGUGUAGAGUAUUUGAACAUAAAAUUUUCCACGACGACGAACUUUGUUGACAUACUAUACUCGGAGGAAAGGGAAUAAGUGCAUCGAAUUAUUAGUUGUUCACAAUCAGGAACAAAGAACAGUUAUUAACUGGAGUGGUGCGCACUUUAAUAGAAACAACGAUCCGGGCCCGGAUUGGCGAAGUGUGAAGAUGAGAUUUACGACCGCAGCGAUUGCACUGAUAGCAUUUAUUGUUAUCUUCUCGAUUUUUGUGGCCAACGUUGCAAAUCUGGUGGGCAUAGACACCAAACUGGCCAGGCGGCUCGAUGAUGCGUUUAGUAAGGGUCAACAGCAGCAAAUGCGGAAUAACGGUGAACGGCUUAAGCUCGACGAUAAACCAAACCAGUUGAUGUGGUUUCUGCAGAUUUCUGACAUCCACAUCAGCUUGUAUCUGGACCCAUCGCGUGUUCCACACCUGAUUGAGUUCUGCAACCGCACGGUGGACAUCAUCCGUCCCUCAGUCGUUUUGGCUUCCGGGGAUUUGACCGAUGCAAAGACGGCGAACUUCCUCGGUUCGCAGCAGCACGAACAAGAAUGGCGAUGGUACCGGGAUGUCCUUCGCGAUACAAACGUGCUUAACAAAACGACCUGGUUGGAUAUCCGAGGAAACCACGAUAAUUUCAACGUACCGGCUCUGCAAGCCAAGCAAGAUCUUUUUACGAAUUAUUCGGUACAGGGUCGUGUAAACCCCCGAUCCUACAUGCACCAGGUCGUUAAGGACGGUGUUCGGUAUAGCUUCAUAGGGGUAGAUGCUUGCCUAGAUCCCGGACCGAAAAGGCCGUUCAACUUCGUCGGAAUGUUGUCGAAAACUGAAACGCAACAUAUCAUCAAUCUGGCAGAGAAAUCCAGAACCAUGGACACCAACUACACGAUCUGGUUCGGUCACUACCCUACUUCUUGCAUUCUGACUCCGGGUUUGGGCACCAGCGGAAUAAGAAAACUGAUAAGCAAAUAUCAGGAAGGAUACGCCUAUUUAUGUGGACAUUUUCACAAGCUAGGGGGAGCGGUUCCUCAAAUGUACACCCUACAAAACGAAGGCUUUCUUGAGCUGGAACUUGGAGACUGGAUGAAAAAUCGAAUGUACCGUUUGGCUGCAUUCGAUCAUGGCCAAUUUUCAUUCGUGGACCUUCAACACAACCAGUGGCCAGUUGUUUUGAUAACCAAUCCAAAGAAUGCACUCUUCAACAUUCCUGGAAAAGAAAAUUUAAGACUUCCACAGGAGUCCAGUCACAUUCGAUUGUUAGCCUUUUCGCCGGCAAAAAUUUCCGAGUGUCAGGUGAAAGUCAAUCAGGAGGAAUGGGUCGAUUGCAAACAGACCGGCAGGGAAUUAUUUGUGGUUCCCUGGAAUCCUAGCAGGUAUUCGAUGGGAAUUCAUCGAAUCUCGGUGUUUGUUCGCGAUGAGGAUGGUCGUUAUCGAGUUAUCGAGCAGGACUUUACUUUGGACGGAUCAAGAAAGAAGUUCAGCACCCUGGCUCGACUUGUGCUCAUGUACGACACAAACAAAAUCUUCCAAAUUUUCUUCAGCAUCGCUUUGAUUUCCUGUUUGGUACCACUGUGUAUAUUCCGGAUUUGGCACACAAUGGUUCAACACGGUGCCGUCAACAGACCACGCUUUCGGAGUUACUGCUUUCGUAGAUGGAUUCGAAAAUUCUGGAUUCUUUCUACCGUCGAUCGACUGGUGUUCCCCCUCAUCGGAUACUGCCUAUACUUGACCUGUGGUCCUUGGUCUUUUGGGGAGGUUAUAGACGGGCAUAUAGGGAUCGUUUUCGUGUGGGGCAUCUUCGUAAAUGGCGCUUUCCUACCCGGAACCCUUACGUAUUUUUACGGUUUCUUCCAGCUGAUGUUUUGCCAGUUUCCGCUAAUCAUAAUCUACGCUAAUAACGUUGUCAAAAGGUUCUACCGAUCGCCGAGCGGUGAAAAGAAGCUAAACUGCGCGGCAGCAUCUUGGGCAAAUCUUCCAUUUAUCCUAAUAAUGGCAGUCGAGCUGAUACUGGCGCUCAUCUUCUGGAACGCGUACGGUACGCUGGCAUUCAUAAUAACCCCGUUGCGGACCUGGUCGAUAGUACUAAACAUUGUGCUGUGGUAUCAGUCAAAAAAUGUACCUGAAAAGUGUCUUCGAUCGGCCGGGACCGUUUGGGGAGCUCCUUCGUCGCCUUCUGAUCCCAAAUAAACACCUAGUUCAGCUAAUGCCGUGCGGCUUCUGUUGUUCCCAUUGAACGAACAAUGAUUCCAGUUUGGCUUAGGCUAACGCAAAGUUGGACCCUAGGAAUUGAGUGUUUUUGCCAUUUCCCGUGCACUUGUAUUAAUUUUAGAUGAAACGAAAACGAGGUUUAAAAAACGGAUAUUUAUUUUUUAUGUUACGUCUCGACUGAAGAUAGUUUAUUUUAAAACAUUCUAAGCAAAGCUUUAUUUUAACUAUAGAUAUUUUUUUAUCGAUAAGCUUGUGAACAUUAAUAACUGUGAAUUUGAUAAGCAAAAUUGGCACGCUACCGUCUGAUAAAAACCCUAUACAAUCAACCACCGAACACAGUCACUAAAGGCUGUACCAAGAAUACUAGUGCAAUAUGAAUGGAUAAAUGAUUUCGUUUCGAGUGAUACACAUUAAUUAUUAGUAGUCUAAUUAAAAGUAUUUGUAACCAGUAAAUUCGUGUACUUGUAUUCAUGUAUAUCCAAAUAAAUACAAAUUAU